AUGCAUAUGGAAGUGGUCGAGAGAGUUAAUUCGGCGGCGCGUGUGGGAGUUGAGAAAAUGGGCGAGGAGGAAGCAAGUAAAGGAGAAGAGACGGUGGAGGAGAUACGACGGAUGAGUGGUUACGGCGGAGAUGUAAUAGCCGUCGGUGGGUUUCCGGCUCCGGAGACAGAGUGUAGCUAUGAAUCGGAAUCUGAUUCGGAUUUGGCGGCGGCGGAGAUUAUGAUUGUAUGGGGUAUUCAAGGUCCGACUUCUUUUGCUCCCAACGCCUUAGUUUCUCAGUCUUCUCUUGAGCUCCGUCUUGACGCUUGUGGCCACUCACUCUCUAUUCUCCAGUCUCCUUGUUCACUGAGCACGCCUGGAGUAACCGGGUCAGUGAUGUGGGACAGUGGAGUGGUGCUUGGAAAGUUCUUAGAACAUUCUGUUGAUUCCAAGGAUCUUUCUCUUGACGGCAAGAAAAUCGUUGAGUUGGGUUCUGGUUGUGGUUUAGUUGGUUGUAUUGCAGCACUUUUGGGAGGCAGUGUUGUCCUCACUGAUCUUCCAGAUAGACUGAGGCUACUCAAGAAGAACAUUCAAACGAAUCUGCACCGUGGGAACACGCGAGGAUCUGCCGCCGUGGAGGAGCUUGUUUGGGGAGAUGACCCGGAUCCAGAUUUAAUUGAACCGUUCCCUGAUUACGGCUCGGAUGUUAUAUACAGCGAAGAAGCUGUUCACCAUUUGAUCAAAACGCUUCUGCAACUUUGCGGCGACCAAACUACAAUCUUCCUAGCUGGAGAGCUACGGAAUGAUGCUGUUCUUGAGUAUUUCUUAGAAUCUGCGCUGAAAGAUUUUGCGAUCGGGCGUGUGGAGCAAACGCAAUGGCAUCCGGAUUAUCGCAGCCGUAGGGUGGUGCUUUACGUUCUUGAGAAGAAGUCGAAGAGAGGACUCGCUGAUCACUCUUCGCUUAAUCAAUCUUGUUAG
Messenger RNA from Thlaspi arvense, 957 nucleotides. Lineage: Eukaryota; Viridiplantae; Streptophyta; Magnoliopsida; Brassicales; Brassicaceae. The record is from the annotation of a GenBank genome assembly.